Molecule: messenger RNA, 1325 nt
Organism: Varroa destructor (honeybee mite)
Lineage: Eukaryota; Metazoa; Arthropoda; Arachnida; Mesostigmata; Varroidae
Source: RefSeq, a predicted model, not a curated record
UGUUAGAACAUUAAAUUUUCUGUGCGUUUGCGACGGCGUAUGUGUUGAUGUCGAGUCUCGCACGAAAAAUGAUAAUCGAUGAGAGCGGUUCUCAGUUUUUGUUGUUUAGUUAACGACAGAAGAUCAGUACAUGGCUUUCGAACAUUAUGGGAGAAAACCGUACAUCGUAUGAUUGUCGUACUAUCAAUCUUACGUUGCCCUGCAAGGUCCUAAAAAGUUUUCGGUAUUGAGUCACGUUUCUGUGGCUUUUAUCUGGUGCUCUUCGGCUUUCAACCUCGUCACGAUGACUGUUAUCCGGGACUUCUCAAUUGGUUCUGUAACAUUCGAAGGAAUGCAAUCAUCGAAUCAACUGACAGUUCUUGGCCGCUCAAUGGUACCGCCUGAACUUCUCGAAAGGCUCGAUGAUGAAGUUCAGCUAAUGCACCAAGUGCGUUCGAACACAGGUAAAAAUCGUCGACAUCCGAGGCUCGGCUAUAUACGCGCACCUGGCGCAUCUUCCCAUGGAACAUGCUGGGGAGACUCACGAAAUUCUGUGCGCAGUUACUCAUCGCUUCACCCGGCGACGAAGUCACACCUGGCAGGUAAUAACGCUCACUCGACCCUCGCCCUUGGCUUCGCAAUCGUCUCGACAGCAUUUCUUUCCAAUACAAAAAGUACUGACGAACUCAAUGCCGAUUAUUCAUCUUCUGGAGCUUCAUGACUAAAUGCACCGAACUUCCGCUUCUAACGACAACAGGGCGAACAUUCAACAGUCAAAAUAAUCAUAUUGGACGUUUCGGUUAGACACGAUCAACCGAUCUAACGCUAGCGCCAUCUGUCAGCUCCAGCGGGAACUUUUUACUCAGCAUAAUAUAUACAUAAGGAAUUCAAUACGUUUACAUUUAAAUAACUCAUAUCUGCUUCUGACAUUAUUUUAUUUGCUCAGGUGGCAAAGUUUCGUUUAGUUGAUUCAUGGAUCUAAAACACUGGAGUCGUAAGUCGUGAACCAACUAAUUGCGUAUUGUGUUCUCAUAAUAUCUCGACAGGACUUCCCUGCCAUAAUCGCUGCUAAGGACUGGGAGCUCAUGGUUAAAGAGACUGUGUCACCUCGUAGAGAAAUCAUUAUGGUGUAGCUUGACCAAAAGGUAGUCCAAAGAACCUAAGUAAUCUGUGACAAUCAUGAGGGACCCCGUGGUAUAAGCCUGUUGCCAUUUCGUGAUCUCGCCGUGUGGCCUCUUUGUUAUAAUAAUACAUUACCCAUGUAUAAAUAUUCUGUAUAUACAUGGGACAAAUGCUGCAAGCCUAUUAUAUCAUUUGUAAUAAAUGCGUUAUCUGCACAUUUUGCA